Geodia barretti is the source of this 1201-nucleotide messenger RNA. The record is from the annotation of a GenBank genome assembly. NCBI's taxonomy places the organism in Eukaryota, Metazoa, Porifera, Demospongiae, Tetractinellida, Geodiidae.
CUAAAGCUAGCUAGCUAGCGCUAGCGUGUUGUGGGGCGAGGUUCGCUGCGCCGUCAGGAUCUGCUAUCGUGUAGCUCGUAGCAGUCAGAGCUGAGCCGAGGUGGACCGUAGAAAUGGAAGCCCGGCCACCCUCUCGAUCUCUGUCAAAAUACGUAGCACGAGCCCCUGGUGCAGACGAUAAUGAACAGGAGCAGAACAGAAUCCGGCAGUCCAUAAACAGAGUUUCUAACACAAACAUAUACACCAUGUUGGCCCGCGUCUUGGAGCUGUGUUGCAUCAUCGGAUUCUUUGCUUAUCUUCUAUUCAUAGUUGUCUUUCUUCUAUAUGAUCGAUAUGGUUGAAUGUUGAUAAUGUCGAUGGUGGUAGCUAUAAUUAUACUUACGUAAAACGGAAUGUCGCGGCUGAGUGGCCAAUGUAGGGCAAGUAAGAUAGGCACCAAUGGACCUAUAGAGCUUAGUCUAAGAAACAAACUUAUGCAAACACUACGUGAAGGAAUUCUAAAAACAGUCCACUUCCCAGCUACACUAUGAAUCUCACUUACAGGACCCUGAUUGUGAGACGCGCCCCCUUUUUGCGCAGGCAAGUGUAACUAGUUUUGGGACUGCAAGUUACAAAGAGGAGAAUGGAAGACGAUCACGGUGACGCAGCAGGUCCGUCCACUUAUGUGCGGGGCUAUCACAGGCUGCCGCAGGAGGACAUUGACAUGCUUUCCACCUCUAACUGGGGCGAUCAAACAACCCCACAGAACCAGCAGUCUCCGCUAGUGCCUCUUCCUCCGUAUUCUCCCGUACCCGGUUACGCACCAGCGCCGCAGACUUUCCGGACACCACAGCAGACUAGCUCUAGUUCUGGCUGUGCCAGUAAUUCCGGAGACUAUGAGACAGCUGCAACGUAUGGAAAGGCUGCCUGUUGCUGCUCGCUAUUCUCCGUGGCCAUCACCCUGAUAGCCGUACUGGUCGCAAUCAUCUUUGUCAUCCUAAUCUUCACCACGGGGCUCGCGUUUCUUGGUAUCGCAAAAGAAGAAUUGGCAUGAAAGACUGACAGAAGACUCUUACGUAUUACAUAUAAUGUGUGUGUAGAACUUGAACAGUGAACCUCAUUAUACAUAGUGUAUCGUGUGUGUGUUUAUUUUAAUCGUUGACCCUAAGCCUAGUCAUGUGGACUGAAGUAACAUCAUAAUUAUGGUGUUGUCAUUGUAAGC